GAAAACGCGUUUAAUUCUGUAUUGUGUUGUCGUUUCGAGCCGUUAACGUAGGCGGGUCGGCUAUUUUCAAAUCCCAAUACAAUAAAAUUUCAAAUUUGUCCUUCGCUGAGCAAAUUUCUAAGCUUGCCAGAAACAAAUCCUCUGUUCAGAUUCUCCUCGCAUUUCAGUUUCCAGUCAUCUAGAAAUGAAUUCUGGAUCUCAAGAACAAGAAGGAGAUAAAGAGAAGAGGCAAUGGUCCUUGCAAGACUUCGAGAUUGGAAAACCCCUAGGGAAAGGAAAAUUUGGAAGAGUCUACCUCGCCAGAGAAGUCAAGAGCAAAUACAUAGUGGCACUGAAGGUAAUAUUCAAGGAACAGAUAGAGAAAUACAGGAUUCAUCACCAAUUAAAGAGAGAGAUGGAGAUACAGACCAGUCUUCGUCACCCGAAUAUUCUGCGUCUCUACGGUUGGUUUCACGACGAUGAGCGCAUUUUCUUGAUACUCGAGUAUGCUUUCGGCGGGGAGCUUUAUAGAGAGCUUAAGAAGAAAGGUUAUCUCAGUGAAAAGCAGGCUGCCACGUACAUUGCAAGUCUCACAAACGCCUUGGCAUACUGUCAUGAGAAAGAUGUGAUUCACAGGGAUAUCAAGCCAGAAAAUUUGUUGCUUGAUCAUGAGGGUCGUUUGAAAAUUGCCGACUUUGGGUGGUCUGUGCAAUCAAGGAGCAAGAGGCGCACUAUGUGUGGGACUCUCGAUUAUCUGGCACCAGAAAUGGUGGAAAAUAAAGCUCAUGAUUAUGCAGUUGAUAACUGGACUUUAGGCAUACUUUGUUAUGAGUUCCUUUAUGGUGCCCCCCCUUUUGAGGCUGAGAGUCAAAAGGAUACAUUUAGAAGGAUCAUGAAAGUGGAUCUGACUUUCCCUUCUGAUCCCCCAGUUUCUGCAGAAGCCAAAAAUCUCAUUAGUCGACUUCUGGUGAAGGACUCGUCUAAGAGGCUCUCCCUUCAGAAGAUAAUGGAGCACCCUUGGAUAAUCAAGAAUGCAGAUCCUAUGGGAAUCUCCAAGUAGAGCAUUAUCCAACUUCUCUAAUUAGUUUUUGUUUCUAAUGUUGCUUAAAGAAAUAUAAGUGGCUUCUAAAGUUGAUAAGCUCCAAGGUAGCUGAUUCUCCACCUGGAAACCCAACACUGAGACUCCAAGGUAACUGUUGUUCAUAUUUCGUGUGCAACUGUGGAUUUGUAUGCAUAUAUUCAGAGCUCUCCAGUAUUGUUAUAAUUUUUUGGUCAAGCGAUUAUUGGUAGAUAUAACUUUGAUAUUUUUCAUGGUACGUAAAUAUCUAUUGGUUGUGGCUUAUAUCAUAAUUUUGGUUAACAAUCGGCUUUUGGCCUUGCUAAUUUCAGUUGAUUAAAUUUGUUUGUAAACGAAGACAAUGACCAUAA
Molecule: messenger RNA, 1407 nt
Organism: Hevea brasiliensis (rubber tree)
Lineage: Eukaryota; Viridiplantae; Streptophyta; Magnoliopsida; Malpighiales; Euphorbiaceae
Product: serine/threonine-protein kinase Aurora-3
Exons: 6
Coding region: 185-1039 (284 amino acids)
Biological process (GO): protein phosphorylation; mitotic spindle organization; regulation of cytokinesis
Cellular component (GO): spindle microtubule; spindle midzone; chromosome passenger complex
Molecular function (GO): ATP binding; protein kinase activity
Source: RefSeq, a predicted model, not a curated record